AUGAAGGGCAGUCUUCUCUUUCCUCUCCUCGCCAUCACGGCAGAGGCCCGCUUCGGUCAGGAACAAGGCAACGGCGCCAUCGCCGCCAUCGGGGCGUUGACAGACCUCGGACAGCCAGGCCAGGCCGCGACCCUUGCCGGCAAUUCGAUACAGUUCCUCCUAGCUGCUGCCAACCCUUGCGGCAAGCUCACCCAGGCUGAUCUCAUCCUCACCCAGCUGGGCACCAGUGAUGCCGCCGUCGCAGCAGCCCGAGGCCUGGUGGCGGCUGAGCAGAAUUUCAACCCGUUUGUCGUCAGCGUGCCGUCCAUCUGCUCAGACCCGACGCUGCCCAAGUCGCCGGAGCUCCGUGGCGUGGUGCCUCUGGUCGACCCUGCGGUUGGUGGAUCGGACGUCGAGAACAAGAACGCGGCGGCGUCCAAGACGAAGCCCUUCGCAGCCGAUGGCCUUAGCGUUGCUCAAGUCAUGAUCAACAAUGGAUUCUCGAACUUUACGUCUGUUGCCGCAGAUGGUACCGUGGAGCAGGCCGCGGGAGGAUCGGGAGCCGGCUCGUCGUCUAGUGCACCAGCUGCUUCUGCUUCUGCUGCCGCUUCUGCUGCCACUUCUGCUGCUCCGCCGGUUACUGUUGCCGACGGACAGGCAUGCAACACACCGGUGCCUUCUUCUGAUAGCAACACUGCCGCUCAAGCUGGAAGCUGUACAGGCAGCGGAAGCACCUUGGCCUGCUCGGCUCCCCAAAGCGGCUCCGGCGCCGUGAAAAACGCCGUGACUGGCAACUUUGACGGCUUCGUGGCCUCGACCAUCGAGGGUCUUGACUUUGGCCUCUGUGUGCCCACCAUGAAGUUUGAGGCCGGGCUCAACGGACGCUCAGACACCGAGUUUACCUUUCAAGCUGUUGAUCCGCUGGUCAACAAGGGACAGGAGGAGGCUCUCAACCCCAAUAUCAUCACCAACCGGAUCCACGACCAACUCACCAACGUGUGUGGAGCGAAUGCGGCAGCAAAGGCAGCGGCUGCAGACGCACAAACGAAGAUUGCGGCGCUGGGCACGAGAAAUGCUGACACUGCCAAUACCUGGAACCAGCUUCUUGGAUUUGCUGGCGCCAACAUCAAUCCCGACAAUGCGCCUCAAGCGGGACUGGUUGGACACACGUAG
Molecule: messenger RNA, 1152 nt
Organism: Trichoderma citrinoviride
Lineage: Eukaryota; Fungi; Ascomycota; Sordariomycetes; Hypocreales; Hypocreaceae
Exons: 2
Coding region: 1-1152 (383 amino acids)
Source: RefSeq, a predicted model, not a curated record